GCUAGGCUAGCUGCUAGCUCCGUCAGUAGUCAGCACAGACGCACCGGCUCUCCUCCCCGCGGUGCCGCUCGGACUGAAGCCGCCUCCGUCGCCUCUCUCUCGGACAGACGCCGCUCGGGACGCAGCGCAGCAGCAACAUGAUUAAACUCUUCUCCCUGAAGCAGCAGAAGAAGGACGAGGAGUCUGCGGGAGGGAACCGGACGGGAGCCGGCGGCAAGAAAGCCAGCGCGGCCCAGCUGCGGAUACAGAAAGACAUCAAUGAGCUGAAUCUGCCAAAAACGUGUGAGAUCAACUUCCCCGACGACGAUGACCUGCUCAACUUCAGACUCAUCAUCUCACCAGACGAGGGCUUUUACAAAGGAGGGAAAUUUGUCUUCAGCUUUAAGGUCGGACAGGGUUACCCCCACGACCCCCCCAAGGUCAAGUGUGAGACCAUGGUGUACCACCCCAACAUCGACCUGGAGGGGAACGUCUGCCUCAACAUCUUAAGAGAGGACUGGAAGCCCGUGUUGACAGUGAACUCCAUCAUCUACGGUCUACAGUAUCUAUUCCUAGAGCCUAACCCUGAGGACCCGUUGAACAAGGAGGCAGCAGAAGUCCUUCAGACGAACCGACGGCUCUUUGAGCAGAACGUCCAUCGCUCUCUGCGGGGGUUACGUGGGCGCCACCUACUUCGAGAGGUGUCUUAAAUAACUCGGCGUUCCAUGAUCCCCCCCCUCCCCCCUACACUC
Molecule: messenger RNA, 731 nt
Organism: Anoplopoma fimbria (sablefish)
Lineage: Eukaryota; Metazoa; Chordata; Actinopteri; Perciformes; Anoplopomatidae
Gene: ube2m
Product: ubiquitin conjugating enzyme E2 M
Exons: 6
Coding region: 138-689 (183 amino acids)
Source: RefSeq, a predicted model, not a curated record